GAAAAAAAAAAAAAACGAAAUUUGCGCUAAUUAAACCCUGCAUCUCCGUAUAAAAACCCCAGAAACUUCUGCUUCUUGUCUGGUCGAGUCACCCCUUUCAUCAUCGAGUAGAUACGGUCUACAGACAUCAGAUUCUCUCUUUUCCAACUGAAACCUGCAAAAGGCCUUCGUUAGGGUUUUACUUUCUCUGUAACUAUGGCCUCUGAUGCUAACGACGCUCUUGCAGUGAGACAGAAAGUUCAACAGUUUCUUACUGCUGCUUGUACUGGGAAUCUUGAUCUUCUUAAGAGAGUAGCAGCACAGCUUGAUGAUGGGAAAGGAAUGGCAAAAACAGUGGCCGAUAUUAAAGAUGCUAACAAACGAGGGGCGCUUCAUUUUGCAGCCAGGGAAGGAAAAACUGAGAUAUGCAAAUACUUACUGGAGGAUUUGAAGCUUGACGUGGAUACAAAGGAUGAUGAUGGUGAGACUCCUCUUCUGCAUGCUGCUAGACAAGGACAUACUGCAACUGCAAAAUACCUUAUUGAGCAUGGUGCCAAUCCUGCUACACCAAGUGAUUUGGGUGCCACUGUUUUGCAUCAUUCUGCAGGGAUAGGAAAUAUUGAGUUACUAAAGUAUUUACUCUCCAAGGAUGUUGAGGUUGAUUCGCAGAGUGAUGCUGGCACUCCACUGAUUUGGGCUGCUGGCCAUGCUCAGCAUGAUGCUUUGAAAGUUUUGUUAGAGCACAAUGCUAAUCCUAAUGCUGAAACUGAAGACAGUGUAACUCCAGUGUUGUCAGCUGUUGCUGCUGAUUCAUUAGCAUGUUUAGAAUCUUUAACUCAGGCAGGUGCUAAUGUGAAUGUUACUGCUGGUGGGGCCACCCCAUUGCACGUUGCUGCUGAUAUUGGAAACCCUGAAAUCUUGAACUGUUUGCUCAAAGCUGGGGCUGAUCCGAAUGUCACCGAUGAGGAUGGACAAAAGCCAAUACAGGUUGCAGCAGCAAGAGGUAAUCGUGCAGUUGUUGAUAUCCUUUUUCCCUUGACAUCAAAGAUUCACACCAUCCAGGAAUGGACUGUUGAUGGAAUUCUUCAAGGCAUGCAGUGUGAAACUAACAAAGGACAGGAAGAAAUGAGGAAUCUGAGGGAAGAAGUUGCUACAGAGGGCAAUGCAGUACCCAAGAAGGAUCUUCCUGAGCUUGUGCAGGUGACGCCUGAAGUGAAAAGGAGAGCUGCAGAAGCAAAAUCAAGAGGAGAUGAUGCCUUCAGAAGAAAGGAUUUUCGCAUGGCUGUUGAUGCUUAUACACAAGCAAUUGAUCUAGACCGUAGUGACGCCACUUUGCUUUCAAAUAGAAGCCUUUGUUGGUUACGCUUGGGGCAACCUGAUCAUGCAUUAGCUGAUGCAAAGGCCUGCAGAGAAUUAAGACCAGAUUGGCCAAAAGCUUGUUAUCGGGAAGGUGCAGCUCUGCGAUUGUUGCAGAGGUUUGAAGAGGCAGCAAAUUCAUUCUAUGAGGGUGUGAAACUUGAUCCUGAAAAUAAGGAGCUUGUGGCUGCAUUUAGGGAAGCAGUUGAUGCUGGGAGAAAGUUUUAUGGUAUAGGACAGAAUCAGUCGUAAUAUCUUCAGUACUGUGUCAGUGAGGACGGGGACGAAAUAGUUGUGGACAACUGCUUUACCAUCCCUCUCCCUUUCUCUUCUCUUCUUUCUUUAUAAACUUGUAAGAAACUGGAAGCUCGUAUUUAUUUUAGUUGCCUUAAAACCUUAGUGGAAAGGAAAAGGAAAAAGAAGAGAAAUGAUAGUUGAUCAUACGUGUAAGCUAAUAUAGCAGGAAAGCAUUUACAUGUUGAUUGUGUUAUCACAGUUUUUGUUUUACAAAUUGAUGGAAUUUUGGUAGAUUUUUGUGAUAAUUAUAUUUCUACCCUUUCUUUUU
Messenger RNA from Jatropha curcas, 1900 nucleotides. It is a transcript of the gene TPR10, whose product is annotated as ankyrin repeat family protein. Lineage: Eukaryota; Viridiplantae; Streptophyta; Magnoliopsida; Malpighiales; Euphorbiaceae. The record is from RefSeq and is a predicted model, not a curated record. Gene Ontology annotation, molecular function: protein binding.